AUGCUGCAGAAGCGGGAGAAGGUGCUGCUCCUGAGGACCUUCCAGGGCCGGACGCUGCGGAUCGUGAGGGAGCACUACCUGCGACCCAGCGUGCCCUGCAACAGCCCGCUCUGCCCGCAGCCAGCCGUCUGCCGCAACGAUGGGAAACUCUUGUCUAGUGACGUGACUCAUUACAUGAUCCCAGAUUGGAAAGUCGUUCAAGAUUACCUCGAGAUCCUUGAGUUUCCUGAAUUGAAGGGAAUUAUUUUCAUGCAAACGGCUUGUCAAGCUGUGCAGCAUCAAAAAGGCCGGAGACAGUAUAACAAAUUGCGAAAUCUCCUGAAGGAUGCGCGUCAUGAUUGUGUUCUCUUCGCUAAUGAAUUCCAGCAGUCCUGCUAUCUCCCUCGGGAGAGAGGGGAGUCCAUGGAGAAGUGGCAGAGCAGGAGCAUCUACAAUGCAGCCACUUGGUACUAUCACCACUGCCAAGAUAGGAUGCCAAUCGUUAUGGUGACAGAAGAUGAAGAGGCAAUUCAGCAGUAUGGAAGUGAAACGGAAGGAGUGUUUGUGAUUUCCUUCAAGAGUUAUCUGGACAAUUUUUGGCCUGAUUUAAAGGCCACCCACGAGCUUUGUGAGUCUAUCCUUCAGUCUCGACGAGAAAGAGAGAAUGAGAGUCAGGAGAGCCACGGGAAGGAGUACCCAGAACAUCUACCCCUGGAAGUGUUAGAAGCCGGCAUUAAGUCUGGGCGCUACAUCCAGGGAACUCUGAACGUCAACAAACACAGAGCACAAAUAGAAGCUUUUGUUCGACUUCAAGGAGCCAGCAGUAAAGAUUCAGGUCUAGUCAGUGACAUCCUGAUCCACGGGACGAAGGCUCGAAACCGCUCCAUUCACGGGGACGUGGUAGUUGUCGAACUGCUCCCUAAAAAUGAAUGGAAAGGAAGAACCACCGCCCUGGGUGAGAAUGAUGGCGAGUCCCCGAGUGAGCCCAUGCCCACAGGCAGAGUGGUGGGUAUCCUUCAGAAGAACUGGCGGGAUUACGUGGUGACAUUUCCAUCCAAAGAAGAGGUCCAAUCGCAGGGCAAAAAUGCUCGGAAAAUCCUAGUUACACCUUGGGAUUACAGAAUUCCCAAAAUCCGAAUUAGCACUCAGCAAGCAGAAGCCCUCCAGGACUUUCGGGUGGUUGUGCGCAUUGAUUCCUGGGAGUCGACAUCCAUGUAUCCAAGUGGACAUUUUGUGCGUGUUUUAGGAAGAAUCGGAGAUCUGGAAGGGGAAAUUGCAACCAUCCUGGUGGAGAACAGCAUUUCAGUUGUCCCCUUCUCAGAAGCUCAGAUGUGUGAGAUGCCAGUAAACACAACCGAAAGUCCCUGGAAGGUGAGUUCCGAAGAGGAACGAGAACGUAAAGACCUUAGGAAAACCCAUCUGGUAUUCAGCAUUGACCCCAGAGGUUGUGAAGAUGUGGACGACACCCUCUCGGUCAGAGCCUUGGAUAACGGCAACCUAGAGCUCGGGGUCCACAUCGCAGAUGUGACGCACUUUGUGACAUCACAUUCUUAUAUUGAUAUUGAAGCUAGAACAAGCCUGUACCAUCAGCAGUCCUGCUUCUUGCUGCUGAAGGUCAUGUGGUAUGCUGUAAGCAUCAUGUGGGAAUUGGAUAAAACCUCCUAUGAAAUUAAGAAAGUAUGGUAUGGCAGAACCAUUAUUCGAUCAGCAUACAAACUAUUUUAUGAAGCAGCCCAAGAAUUACUGGACGGAAGCGUCGACAUUGUUGAUGAUAUUCCAGAAUUCAGGGACAUGGAUGAGAAGAGCCGACAAGCCAAGCUAGAGGAGUUACUGUGGGCAAUCAGAAAGUUGACGGACAUAGCCCGCCACAUCCGAGCCAAACGAGACCGAUGCGGAGCCCUGGGGCUGGAAGGGGUAGAGGUUCGCAUCCAGCUCGAUGAGAAGAAGAACAUUCACAACCUCAUCCCCAAGCAGCCCCUAGAAGUCCAUGAGACGGUGGCUGAAUGCAUGAUCCUGGCCAACCACUGGGUAGCCAAGAAGAUCUGCGAGAGCUUCCCUCGCCAGGCCUUGCUGCGCCGGCACCCUCCUCCACACCAGGAGUUUUUUUCUGAACUCCGAGAGUGUGCUAAAGCAAAGGGCUUCUUCAUAGAUACACGGUCCAAUAAAGCACUGGCUGAUUCUCUGGAUAAUGCAAAUGACCCCAACGAUCCCAUUGUCAACUGGUUGCUUCGGUCAAUGGCUACACAAGCCAUGUCUAACGCACUGUAUUUCUCCACUGGAUCAUGUGCCGAGGAAGAGUUCCAUCACUAUGGUCUAGCAUUAGAUAAAUAUACUCACUUUACCUCUCCGAUAAGAAGAUACUCAGAUAUUAUAGUACACCGACUGUUAAUGGCAGCCAUUUCAAAAGACAAGAAAAUGGAAAUUAAGGAAAAUUUGUUCAGCAACAAAGAUCUUGAGGAAUUAUGCAGACAUAUCAACAACAGAAACCGAGCAGCACAGCAUUCUCAGAAGCAGUCUACAGAGCUCUUCCAGUGCAUGUAUUUUAAAGACAAAGACCCAGAAACUGAGGAGCGUUGCAUAUCUGAUGGGGUUAUUUAUUCAAUUAGGACAAAUGGUGUGCUUGUAUUUAUACCAAGGUUUGGGAUUAAAGGCGCUGCUUAUCUAAAAAAUAAAGAUGGUUUGGUGAUCUCAUGCAGCCCAGAUGGCCAUUCUGAAUGGAAACCAGGAUCCCUUCAACGAUUUCAAAACAAAAUCACCUCUACCACGACAGGAGGGGAAUCUGUUACGUUCCAUUUGUUUGACCACGUAACAGUGAGGAUAUCUGUACAGGCCUCACGUUGCCAUUCUGAUACAAUAAGGCUUGAAAUAAUAAGCAACAAACCAUACAUGAUGCCAGAUACAGAACUUUUUCAGCAGAGUUCCCUCUUGCUAAAGAGUGAUUUAGUGAAAGAAGUAACUAGAUCUAUGGAGGAAGCUCAGCUUGCACAAGAAGUCAAAGUAAAUGUCAUUGAGAAAGAUUAUCAAAAAUAUUGCCAAACAAAGGGAAGAAGCCUGUACACACUUCUAGAGGAAAUAAGAGACCUAGCUCUCCUGGAUGUUUCCAACAGUUAUGGAAUAUGA
Molecule: messenger RNA, 3099 nt
Organism: Lipotes vexillifer (Yangtze River dolphin)
Lineage: Eukaryota; Metazoa; Chordata; Mammalia; Artiodactyla; Lipotidae
Gene: DIS3L
Product: DIS3 like exosome 3'-5' exoribonuclease
Exons: 17
Coding region: 1-3099 (1032 amino acids)
Biological process (GO): mRNA catabolic process; rRNA catabolic process
Cellular component (GO): cytoplasmic exosome (RNase complex)
Molecular function (GO): RNA binding; 3'-5'-RNA exonuclease activity
Source: RefSeq, a predicted model, not a curated record